Messenger RNA from Sphaeroforma arctica JP610, 192 nucleotides. RefSeq lists its product as hypothetical. Lineage: Eukaryota; Ichthyosporea; Ichthyophonida. The record is from RefSeq and is a predicted model, not a curated record. Gene Ontology annotation, cellular component: intracellular membrane-bounded organelle. Gene Ontology annotation, molecular function: P-type calcium transporter activity. Gene Ontology annotation, biological process: regulation of cytosolic calcium ion concentration. The transcript has a single exon. The annotation marks the transcript as partial.
UUCCAACUGACCGUGAACGUAGUAGCCAUCCUCCUGGCCUUUCUGGGCGCAUGCAUCAUCAACGAAUCGCCUAUCACGUCCAUACAAAUGUUGUGGAUCAAUCUGAUCAUGGACACCUUAGCCUCCCUGGCACUGGCCACAGACUCCCCCACCCCAGAUUUACUGAAGCGGAAACCAUACGGACGUAACAAG